Siniperca chuatsi (mandarin fish) is the source of this 3904-nucleotide messenger RNA. RefSeq names its product nebulette (gene nebl). Gene Ontology annotation, molecular function: actin filament binding. Gene Ontology annotation, biological process: cardiac muscle thin filament assembly. The coding region runs from base 189 to 1550 and encodes 453 amino acids. The record is from RefSeq and is a predicted model, not a curated record. NCBI's taxonomy places the organism in Eukaryota, Metazoa, Chordata, Actinopteri, Centrarchiformes, Sinipercidae. The transcript has 13 exons. Gene Ontology annotation, cellular component: focal adhesion; Z disc.
AAGGCGUACAGGAAGGACCUGGAGCAGGAGGUGAAGGGGCGGGGCUUAUCUGGCAUCGGCCUGGAGGAAACACCUGAGCUGCUGAGGGUUAAAAAUGCCAAUCAGAUACUAAACCAGAAGGAGUACCGCAGGGAUUUGGAGAGGGAGAUCUUGGGUAAAGGCAUGGAGCUGAGCGCAGACGUCCUGAGAUGCAGAGAGCCAAGAGAGCCUCAGAGAUCCAGAGCCAGAGGUCCUACAAGCAGCAGCUCAGUGAAAACUCAUACGGGACAGUUACAGACACUCCUGAACUGCUGCACGCCUCCUACCUCAAAGACGUCUACAGCCAGAAGAAGUACAAGGACGAAGCGAAGCGUCUGAAGGGAAGCUACAGUCUGGUUUCAGAAACCCCAGAGAUGGAGAGAGUCAAAGCCAACCAGAGACACAUCAGCUCUCUGCGGUACUGCUGGGACUCCAAGCUGAUGAGAGGCCUGAUGUCUUCAGUCACAGAGACGCCAGAGAUCGUCCUCGCCAGAGAGAACGCCAAGAAGAUCAGCGAUGUCCAGUACAGAGACGAAGUGGGUCGUGGCACCGCUGUCAUGGACACACCUGAGAUGGAGCGAGUCCGACGCAACCAGGAGAACAUCAGCUCAGUCAAGUACAAGCAGAGUGCAGUGAAGGCCACCAGUGUCGGAGUGACUCCAGAACUGGAGAGAGUCAGACAGAACCAGGAGAACAUCAGCUCGUAUCAUAUUUGUGUGUGUAAACAGGUGAAGUACCAGCGCGGGCUGCAGGAGAUGAGGGGGCGGAGCUGCAGCGAGCUGGACACACCUGAGUACAGGCGUGUCAGGAAGUCACAGGACUCUGUCUCCAUGGCCAAGUACCAUGAGGACUUUGAGCGGGCGCGCGGCCGAGGCUGUACGCCAGGAUUGGACGAUCCCAGCAUGGAGCGCUACCAGAGAGCCAAUCAGAUGAUGGGAGAGGCGGGAUACAGCAAAGGGUUCCACCCCCAGGCGAUGGAUCUGGACAGACGACCAGGAGGCAUCAUCGUAGACCUGAAGGUGUGGAGGACAGACCCCGGCUCCAUCUUUGACUUUGACCCUCUGGAGGACAACGUCCAGUCCAAGAGCCUCCGCAGGAUGUCUGAGCGGGCCGACCGCAGACUGAGCAGGCAGCACUCCCAGCAGUCUCUCACCCACAGCCAGGCUCAGUCUGUCAGCUCGCUGACCUCUGACCUCUGGGACCGCAGCAGCACCGAAACUCCUGCCCCGGUCCUCCCUGGAGCAUAUCAUCAGGGCGUCCAGAUGCAGCAGCAGCAGCAGUAUCACGGCUACAUGCACCAGACCAGCAUGUCGUCUGUCAGAUCUGUCACCUCCCCGCCGCACUCGGCCACGAUGCGUGUUUACCGGGCGCUGUAUGACUACGCGGCUCAGGACCACGACGAGGUCUCGUUCAGGGACGGCGAUGUCAUCAUCAACGCUCAGCCCAUCGACGAGGGCUGGAUGUACGGCACCGUGCAGCGAACCGGCAAGUCUGGCAUGCUGCCGGCAAAUUACGUGGAGUGUUGCAACUAGAGGAGGGGGGAAGGAAGGAGGGAGAGAGAGGAGAUGGAUGUCAGGAGGUGGUAAAAUGUAAAGAAUAAACUCCACCCUCGCUGUCAUAAAACCAGCAGUCGAUGAUGUUCUUUGCAUUUCACGGAUCAUUUACAUUUUCGGUGUUUCUUCUUCCUGUGGAAAACUGGCCAAAUGUAGACAAAGUGACAUCACAUCCAGAUGUUUAAAGCAGAAAAUGAUUCACAGAUUUAAAACUUAAACAGUAAAUAUCAAGUUUUGGUGAUAAAAAACAUAGGGCUUCUUUUAAAACAACAGGAAAAUCCAUCACAGACAACAAAACAGUCAGCACAUCCACAGGAGCAGGAAAUAGACCAGAAUGCAAUGCAGCUACAGGACAGGGUGUGGUAUGAAGAAGGGAGGUGGCUACUAGUACACAAACACACACACACACACACACACACACACUUAUAUUUCUGCCCAUUUGCCCGUCUUUGAUCAAAAACAGGAGCCUGCUUCUUCUCUGGGUGUUAUUGAAAGGCAUUUUGGGAAACGUAGGCAAUCCCUAACUAAAGAAGGAGUAGUCAAGGCUGUCUGAGGGGAAGUGGGUUCACCCCAAAAACAGACAUUUAAAAUAAUAACUUACAGAAUAACUGCUGAAAUACACUGAACAUCACACGCUGCUGACACCAGGUGAGAAUUCCUUAUGUUGAGGAGGAAAGGAAAGAAGGAGAGAUGAGAAGCAAAGGUAUAAAUCUAGCAUGCUGUCGAUAAGUUACGUCAAAUUUUACAACUAGAGGAGGUAAAAAGAGGGGAAGCAUGCAUGAAGAAAGAAGGUAUGAGAGAUUAGAAGCAUCCGUAAUUUUCUUUAAUGACAUGCAACAAACUAUAUCAGAUCAUCCACUAAGAUUUCAGCUGUUUGAGCAGAAUAUGAAUAAAGUUAGUAAGUGAAAUAAGUAAGUAAAAUCAAAAGAAAUUCAGUCUGAUUAUCGGACUACGAAGUUUAAAGAUAAACUCUGGUGAUAUUCUAUAUUUUUCUUAUUGUCAACAAAUCCCAUGAAAAGACCCAAACCAGCAGUGAAUGUAUCUACUAACAAGAUUAAUCCGCCGCUGGAAAUAGUCCCCAACAAACGCACUAUUUCCUCCUGUUUGUCUGAUUAAAAACUACAGUGAGCAGCUGUUUUAGGAAAUGACUGAACCUUUUUAAACUAUAUAUUACAUCUUCGGCAGGAACCAAUGGGCUCGGAGCUGAGAGCCACAGACAGGAAGUCAGACAGUUCUGAGAGACGGACUGACGUGUUGGUUUUGUUUUGUUUUUUUAUUGGAUUUUUUUGAAAAUAUUGAAUAGCACCAGACUGAUCCUUUAAAUGUGGUGGAGAAUUGGAGAGGAGCAGAGGAAGGAAACACAUUAAGAUCUGACAUCUGUCUUUAAGAGAUGAGUUUGAGAAUAACUAAGAAAACCGGAAAUUCUGGCUUUUCUUGGGAAUGAUUCAACCAAACAGAGGAGAAGAAGUCUACAAUAACAAAUUCAUAGGAACACGGUUUAGAGGUCUCUCAAGUUUAAUCAUUUAUUUAUCCUGAGUUUUAAUUCAUGUUCAGGUGAGUGUAGUUUAGUUUUUGACUUCUGAUGUAGUCUGCAGAAAGAUCACAGCUUCAGUUUUAAACAGCAACACUUAACGUCUGUGUUUGUAAAGGACUUAACUAACACACUGUGUCUUUCUGUUUCUCGUAUCAAAUGAUUUGUUUUUUUUAUUUUAUUUUUAACUAUGAAUAAAAGUUUUCACGUCACGCGCUGUCCAGAUCAUUUAACCUCCACACACAGUCGCGGUUUCUGUGGACUGAAAUCCUGAACAGACUGUGCGAGUACAUCGGGCCUUGAGAUUUCUGUAUGUCGCAGACUAUUUUGAUACACGGGCUCCUGUCUAUGUUUUGGAAAGAUCUAUUUUACUCUUCUACCUGUGUGUGUCCAGUAAGUCGUGUUUUUAGGGUUUGUUGUCUUGCUGUGCGGAUUGCAUCCCAGUCAUGUAUUGAAUAAAAACGUCACUCGGCCAUGAGUUGUCAUUCUAGCUGGAGAGCAUUUUGUAUUUUGUAUGUUUGAUUUCAUAAAUACUAGAUGCAAUAGAAUAUAAUUUAGUAUUCAUAUGUUAACUGUGUUGAUUUUGGAAGAGGCACUUUUUACUUUAUUUUCUCGCAUUGAGGAUUUUUGGCUUCUAAUGUCACCUUUGUAAAGUUUUGAUUCAGUCUGUAUGUCAUCACAGAUUAAACUAAGUUUAUUUACAUAUUAUUUGGAAUUAUAUAUCACUCAAUCUUUUUUUUUGCUAUAUGACAAUUGCAGUGUGUUACUUGUGGUAGAAAUAAAAACAAAUGGUCAACAGAAA